Bactrocera latifrons is the source of this 682-nucleotide messenger RNA. RefSeq lists its product as uncharacterized. The record is from RefSeq and is a predicted model, not a curated record. The transcript has 4 exons. Bases 203 to 604 code for a protein of 133 amino acids. NCBI's taxonomy places the organism in Eukaryota, Metazoa, Arthropoda, Insecta, Diptera, Tephritidae.
GCGAAGCUACGAAGUUUGGCAAAAAAAAAUUAUUCGAAAGCGGGUUUUCAUGAAAUAAUAAUUUUUGAAAAACAUAACAGAAACAUAAUCUACUCAAUUCGAAUUGAGAAACAACUUUUAAGUUGGAUCAACAGAUUUAUAACAUUUAAAUAUUUUGUUUGUCACAAAACCGAUUGAUAAUAUUAAACUACAGUAUACUAAAAUGGGCAAACAACGCUCGUGGCUGGACUACCGAUUGGUUCUGUUACUAACUGGAGUAGCUUGCGCUUUCGAAGUGGAUCAGCCGUUUGCAAUACAUUUGGACGUCAGAAGAACUCUUGACGAUUCCAUGCGAAUCGGAAAAUCAUGUGAGAGAAAGAUGUCUGCUAUGGAUAGUUUUCUGGAAAUCAGUGGCAAGCAGGCGGAAUUGAAUUUGGUUUCUGUUGAAAAAGUAGAAAAUUUGGAGAAAAGGCUUAACUCUUGUGUUCUUAAACAUAAUGCUUUGGAGAAUACAAUGCAAAGCAUGACUACGACAUCCAAGGAAACCAUAGACGAAUUAAAAGAAAAUGUUUUGAAACUGCGGUCAUCAGCGGCGGAUUUAGCAUCCAAAAUUGAAAGCGGAUGACUUAAUAUAUUGACAUAAGUUUAGUUUUGAAAAGUUAGAGAGUCAAAAGUCGAAAUAAAAUAUUAUAUUGUUACUAAA